AACCUGAUAUCUCUAUACACUAGCCUUUCAACCUUCUCCAGCAUUACAAUGGCAACCAUGGCCACAACCUUGCUCUCUUCAAAGCUCAAGACCAGUUUCUUAGACCAAUCAUCCUUUUAUGGAGUCCCAAUUUCAUCUCCAACCAGCGUACAACCCAUUAGGGCCAACAACCCACAAGCCCUCUCUGUCUCCAUGUGUCUUUCAUCACCUCCGUAUGAUCUUAAAUCCUUCAUUUUUGAACCCAUCAAAGAAUCGAUCGUUUCUCGUGAAAUGACCCGUCGAUACAUGAUGGACAUGAUCACAUACGCCGACACCGAUGUUGUCGUCGUCGGUGCUGGCUCUGCUGGACUCUCUUGUGCGUAUGAGCUCAGCAAGAACCCAUCCGUACAGGUGGCUAUCAUUGAGCAAUCUGUGAGCCCUGGUGGUGGAGCAUGGCUAGGUGGCCAACUCUUCUCAGCCAUGGUGGUUCGCAAACCAGCUCAUCUCUUCCUCGACGAAAUUGGCGUAGACUACGACGAGCAAGACAACUACGUCGUAAUCAAGCACGCGGCUCUGUUCACUUCCACAAUCAUGAGCAAGCUCUUGGCUCGGCCAAAUGUGAAGCUCUUCAACGCUGUUGCCGCCGAGGAUUUGAUUGUGAAAGGAAACAGAGUCGGUGGUGUUGUGACGAAUUGGGCCUUGGUUUCGAUGAACCAUGACACACAGUCCUGUAUGGACCCAAAUGUCAUGGAGGCCAAAGUGGUGGUUAGUUCAUGUGGCCACGACGGUCCGUUUGGAGCCACCGGUGUUAAGAGGCUGAAGAGCAUUGGGAUGAUUGAUAAUGUGCCUGGUAUGAAGGCGUUGGACAUGAAUGGUGCUGAGGAUGCUAUUGUGAGGCUCACCAGAGAGGUUGUUCCGGGAAUGAUUGUUACCGGAAUGGAGGUUGCUGAGAUCGAUGGAGCUCCUAGAAUGGGACCUACGUUCGGAGCAAUGAUGAUCUCUGGGCAGAAAGCGGCUCAUUUGGCUUUGAAAUCUCUGGGACUUCCCAACGCAUUGGACGGGAACUAUGUGGGCAGCAUUCAACCUGAGCUCAUUUUAGCAGCUGCAGAUGCAUCUGAGAUUGUUGAUACUUGA
Messenger RNA from Ilex paraguariensis (yerba mate), 1113 nucleotides. NCBI's taxonomy places the organism in Eukaryota, Viridiplantae, Streptophyta, Magnoliopsida, Aquifoliales, Aquifoliaceae. The record is from the annotation of a GenBank genome assembly.